Messenger RNA from Gallus gallus (chicken), 753 nucleotides. RefSeq names its product feather keratin 3-like (gene CBP7P1A). Gene Ontology annotation, molecular function: structural constituent of cytoskeleton. NCBI's taxonomy places the organism in Eukaryota, Metazoa, Chordata, Aves, Galliformes, Phasianidae. Gene Ontology annotation, cellular component: intermediate filament. Bases 59 to 355 code for a protein of 98 amino acids. The record is from RefSeq and is a predicted model, not a curated record. The transcript is spliced from 2 exons.
AUCCACUUCUCUUGCCUUCUCCUCCUUGGUGAACAAGGUCCACCUCCAUCCCACCACCAUGUCCUGCUUCAGUCUGUGCAGCCCCUGUGGCCCGACCCCGCUGGCCAACAGCUGCAACGAGGUCUGUGUGCGCCAGUGCCAGGCCUCCCGGGUGGUGAUCCAGCCCUCUCCCGUGGUGGUCACCCUGCCUGGACCCAUCCUCAGCUCCUUCCCCCAGAACACCGCUGUGGGCUCCAGCACCUCUGCUGCUGUUGGCAGCAUCCUGAGUGAGGAGGGAGUGCCUAUCUCCUCUGGUGGCUUUGGUAUCUCCGGCCUGGGCAGCCGCAUCUCUGGCAGUAGGUACCCGCCCUGCUAAGGGUGAGGUGGACGUCCCAUGAACCCCUUGCCCAGGAAGCCCAAAGCCAGGUGACAGACUGAGGACAGAGCUGCUGGCCAGCAUUUCCAGACGGGCUGAGCACCCUGGCCAGAUGUUAUAACCCGGGAAUAUGACCAGCAGAUGUCUUCUUCUUCUACUUUCCUCUGAAUAUCACGAGUUCAUCUUGUGUCCUGCUGUCCUGUGCCUUGGGUUUAUCCUGAAGCAAGUGGAAAUGGCCUUGCUCCGUGUCCCAUGUGUGGGACGAAGACAUGAUUCCCAUUCCACUGGGAGCGUGUCUGAGUACCAGCUGCCCCCAUUGCAACCUGUACCAGAUCUCUUCUAUCACGCAUUGCUUCAUUUCUAUCUUCAGACUCAAUAAAGUUGAUGCUGCAUUGCAA